GAACUGAAACCCAAAUCCGUGGAUUUAUUAAGAACAGUAAAUCGAGAGGGUCAUCAUACUAAAGCCUUCAACCUUCCUAAUUUGAUAAUUAGACGUGGCCAAGAAUUUGACAUAAUUAUUCUCUUUGAAAGAAAUUAUAUUAAAAUAGAAGAUGAAAUUAUACUGAAAUUUGUAACAGGGUCCAGACCACAACAAAGUAAGAGUACAGUUAUACCGGUGUAUAAUAAAGAGAGUAAAGACGCCAAUGAUUGGUGGUACAAGGUAAUGGAUGAUGCUGGGAAGCAGGUGACUUUGCGAGUAAAGUCUGGUGCCAACGCUAUCAUCGGACGAUAUCAGCUGUUUAUAGAUACUGUUCAUAAAGGACAGAAUUCUAAGGAAAUAGAGAAGUUCCGAUAUAAACAUCCUGAUGAUAUCUAUCUCUUAUUUAAUCCUUGGUGUGAGAAUGAUAUGGUGUUUAUUGAUAAAGAGGAAAAUAGACAGGAAUAUGUCUUAAAUCAAACUGGUAGAAUAUGGUUAGGUUCUGCCAAUAAAUUCUGUGUCAGACCUUGGAAUUAUGAUCAGUUUGAAGAUGUAUGUAUUAUAGCAGCUUUAGCAUUGUUAGAUAAAUCUGAGUUAGGAGAUGCAGCUAGACGUAAUCCAAUAUUUAUAACUAGAGCUAUUGGCAGAAGCGUAACCAAUGAACAAGAUGCCGGAGUUAUGACAGGGAACUGGUCUGGUAAAUACGAUGAUGGUGUAGCACCCUUCACCUGGAACGGUAGUGCUGCUAUUCUCGAAGAAUAUCUCAAGAAGCGAAAGGGUGUGAAAUUUGGACAAUGUUGGAAUUUUGCUGCUGUGGCUACCACGUUAUUAAGAGCAAUGGGUAUACCAGCUAGAUGUGUAACAAGUUAUAAAGCAGCCCAUGACAGUGAUUUUAGUAGUGCCUUAGACUCACAUUGGUCAACUUCAAAUAAACCUAAAAUUAACUUGGAUGAUGCCCUAUGGGAUUACCAUGUUUGGAAUGAAGCUUGGUUUACUCGACCAGAUUUACCAAACGGCCAUGGUGGUUGGCAAGCGUUUGAUCCUACACCCCAGGAAUGUAAUGAAGGUGUGUUUACCUGUGGACCAGCAUCCGUCAAGGCAAUUAAAGAAGGUGAACUGUAUCUAGGGUUCGAAUCCAAGUUUAUAUUUGCUGAAGUUAAUGCUGAUAGAAUUAAUUGGGAAGUAGACAAUGAAGGCAAUAUGGUACCAUUUCAAAUGGAUAAACAGAUUGGUGGCCUUAAUAUCAGUACUAAAUCUGUAUCAUCUGAUGAAAGAGAAGACAUUACAAAUACAUAUAAAUAUCCACAUGGCUCAUCCGACUCAAAGAAAAUAGUAGAAAAAGCUUCUAAAUCAACAUUUAGAUGUGAUCCUAAAAUUACACCUAUUGGUAAAGAAGAUGUUGAAUUCCGAUUUCAAGGUGAAAGCCAGAAAUCUGGCGAUAUAAAAGUAACAUUGAAGAUUAAGAAUGAUAGUAGUGAAGGUCGGGUAGCUGAUGUCUAUAUCUGUAUGGUCCAGAGUUUCUACACUGGAGUACCUUUAAACAUGGUUUUGGCCAAAACAAAUACUAUGUCUAUUCCAGAAAGUGAUGUAACAAUGGUUUUAAAAUGUUCUGAAUACAUCAAUUGUCAAGAUGGUGAUGCUCAUGUGAAUGUAUAUGCUACUGCUAAAGUUCGUGAAACUGGGCAAAGAUUUGCUGCUAGAGAUUCAUUCUGGUUAGAAAAACCAACAGUUGAAGUUAAGACUGAAGGAAAUGCUAAAUUAGGAGAAUCAUUUGAAGCUGUGGUUGUGUUGGUGAAUACCCUAUCAGCACCAUUAACUAAUGGUAUCAUCAAUAUAGAAGGUCCUGGAUUAUCUCGAGUGGUUGAUAUUAAAACCAAAAAAAGUAUUGGCCCUGGAGAAGAGUAUCGAGAAACAGUGAAGUUAUCAUCAAAACGUGUCGGAAGAGCCGAAAUUAUUGCAAAUUUUCAUUGUAAACAAAUCACAGACGUUUGUGGUGUGGGUUCAAUAGAAAUUGUAAAUAAAUAA
Lottia gigantea (owl limpet) is the source of this 2043-nucleotide messenger RNA. RefSeq lists its product as hypothetical. Gene Ontology annotation, molecular function: protein-glutamine gamma-glutamyltransferase activity. The record is from RefSeq and is a predicted model, not a curated record. The annotation marks the transcript as partial. Gene Ontology annotation, biological process: peptide cross-linking. Lineage: Eukaryota; Metazoa; Mollusca; Gastropoda; Lottiidae. The transcript is spliced from 12 exons.